Messenger RNA from Amoebophrya sp. A25, 154 nucleotides. The record is from the annotation of a GenBank genome assembly. Lineage: Eukaryota; Dinophyceae; Syndiniales; Amoebophryaceae.
CUUUGUUGCCCUUGUAAUUCGUAACUGCUCUGUCAUCUUUCACCCGGAUUCUACGACAGACCGUAACUGUAUCAAGAUUACCGCCGGAGAGGUUCUCAUUGAAACGAGCGUAACAGAAGAGGUUGACAAAGAUCUAUGAUACAUAGAUAAGAAG